AUGGCUGAAAAGCUCCCCCCUGGCCUGAUCUGUGCGUGCUUGAUCGACAGGAACCGUUCGGCAGCUCCAGCCGCGGCAAAGCAGACGAAGGCCAUAGCGGAGAAAAUCGAUGCGGAGACGGUGAUGGGACCACCUCCACAGGGCUCCAUAGCCUACACAACUCCAUGGCAGGCGCUGAAGGAGCAUGUGAAAGAGAUUGACAAGACCCAUCUGCGCGACCUUCUGGCUGAGGAGGGGAGGACCCUUGCCCUCAUCAAGGAGUACAAUGGCAUCUAUUGCGAUUUCUCCCGCCAGCGAGUCACAGAGCAGACCCUGGAGCUGCUGUACAACUUGGCAAGGGAGGCUCAGCUGCAGCAGAAGAUUGACGCGAUGUUCAAAGGGGAGAAGAUCAACACGACAGAGGGACGCCCUGUGCUCCAUGUGGCAACAAGGGCAAGGAGAGAUCAGAAGAUAUUUGUUGAUGGAAAGGACGUUGUGCCCGAUGUGUGGAAAGUGCUUGACAAGAUCAAGGACUUCUCGAAUAAGGUCCGAAGUGGCGAAUGGCUUGGAGUCACUGGCAAGCCCAUCAAGAAUGUUGUGGCGGUGGGCAUUGGUGGGAGUUUCUUGGGGCCGUUGUUUGUGCACACUGCUCUCAGGACGGACCUGACCGCGGGUGCUGCCGCGGUUGGUCGCCGCUUGCGCUUCCUGGCCAAUGUGGACCCCAUCGACGUUGCAAGAGCGCUUGACCAGCUCCGCCAGGAGGAGACCAUGGUGGUCAUCAUCUCAAAGACGUUCACCACUGCCGAGACGAUGCUCAACGCGAGGACACUGAGGACGUGGCUCACAACAGAGCUCGGUGAGGCCGCUGUUGCGAAGCACAUGGUUGCAGUCAGCACCAACAUCGAGCUUGUCACCGCCUUUGGCAUCGAACCCCAGAACGCCUUUGGUUUCUGGGACUGGGUGGGGGGCAGGUACUCUGUGUGCUCUGCCGUCGGCAUGCUCCCCCUCUCACUGCAGUACGGCUUUGACAUGAUGGAGAAGUUCCUGAUGGGAGCCAAUGACGUGGACGACCACUUUGCAAGAGCGCCCUUUGAGAGCAACCUGCCUGUGCUGCUGGGCCUGCUGUCGAUCUGGAAUGUGUCAUUCCUGGGCUAUCCUGCACGGGCCAUCUUGCCGUACUGCCAGGCCUUGGCCAAGCUCGCCCCUCACAUCCAGCAGGUGUCGAUGGAGUCCAAUGGAAAGGGCGUGGACAUCAAUGGUAAGCCGCUGCCCUUUGACGCCGGCGAGCUGGACUUUGGGGAGCCAGGGACCAAUGGGCAGCAUUCCUUCUACCAGCUCAUCCACCAGGGCCGUGUCGUGCCCUGCGACUUCAUUGGGAUCGUCAGAUCCCAGCAGAGUGUGUACCUGAAGGGGGAGAUCGUUUCGAACCAUGAUGAGCUGAUGUGCAACUUUUUUGCCCAGGCCGACGCCCUGGCCUACGGAAAGUCGCCAGUGGAGCUGCGCGCACAGAACGUCCCGGACCACCUCAUCCCCCACAGGUCCUUCACUGGAAACAGACCUUCCCUGUCGAUCAUGCUGCCAGAGCUGUCUGCAUACCAGGUGGGACAGCUCCUGUCGCUGUACGAGCACAGGGUGGCGGUGCAAGGCUUCGUGUGGGGGGUGAAUUCCUUCGACCAGUGGGGUGUGGAGCUUGGCAAAGUCCUGGCGAGCAAGGUUCGACAAAAGAUGAACGAGACGCGCACAGGCAACCGCAAGAUCAACGCAGCAGACGCUUUCAACCCCUCGACCAUGUUCAUGAUCAACAAAUACCUGGAGGGAAAGAACGUGUUGACGUACCCAGAGCCGCGCGACGUUUUCCCUGGCGACCUUCUGAAGCCCAAGGACUGA
Ostreobium quekettii is the source of this 1866-nucleotide messenger RNA. Lineage: Eukaryota; Viridiplantae; Chlorophyta; Ulvophyceae; Bryopsidales; Ostreobiaceae. The record is from the annotation of a GenBank genome assembly.